Molecule: messenger RNA, 1155 nt
Organism: Sorghum bicolor (sorghum)
Lineage: Eukaryota; Viridiplantae; Streptophyta; Magnoliopsida; Poales; Poaceae
Product: anthranilate O-methyltransferase 3
Exons: 4
Coding region: 53-1138 (361 amino acids)
Biological process (GO): methylation
Molecular function (GO): S-adenosylmethionine-dependent methyltransferase activity
Source: RefSeq, a predicted model, not a curated record
GCUCGUCUGAGUCAGAAGUUCAGAAUACAAUAGCAAACGUUUCAAGAGAGCCAUGGCCUGUGAGCAGUCUUCGCACAUGAACCAGGGAGAAGGAGAAAAGAGCUAUGCCCGGAACUCUAGUAUUCAGAGUGCUGCGCAGAAGUGGAUGAACCCUGUUGUAGAGGAGGCUGUCACUGACUUGAUGAAGAAAUUCAGCAAUGCCAGCGGUAGCAUGGUGAUAGCUGACCUGGGCUGCGGCUCUGGCCCCAACGCCAUAGCCCUUGCCUCAAUGGCUGUGGAUGCUAUUUUUCGCCACCGUGGCCAUGACGAGCAGGUGCCACCGGAGCUAUGCGUACUCCUGAACGAUCUUCCAGACAAUGACUUCAGCAGUGUUGCAAAGCACUUGGUUGCAUUCCAAGAGGAUGCCCCAAGCUUCGGCCCUGUUUUAACUGCUAUUGUUCCUGGUUCAUUCUACAAGAGGCUCUUUAUCGGUAGCUCUUUGCAUCUAGUUCUUGCAUCGUACAGUGUGCAUUGGUUGUCGGAGGCACCUGAAGAUCUAAGAAAGAACCGGAUCCCUAUGUACGACUGCGAUGAGGGUCUCAGGCAAGCAAGGCGCCCGCUGGUGCUCGAGGCUUAUGCUCGGCAGUUCAAGAAGGAUUUCACGCUGUUCUUGAACUUGAGGGCUCAAGAGUUAGUCCCUGGGGGCCAGAUGGUGAUCUCCUUACUAGGACACUGUUCUAGUGACAGUACAUGCCAGUCAAAUCUACUAUGCGAUGGUGUAGCUUUUAUGCUAGAUGACAUGGCAUCAAAGGGUAUCAUCGACAGAGAAAAGCUAGACUCGUUCUACUUACCCAUGUAUGGCCCUUCUGAUAAGGAGUUAAGAAAAAUCAUCCAAGAUGAGAACUCCUUCAUGAUCAACAAGAUAGUGGUCCAUGACGUUGUUAGUGACAUGGACAAAAAAAGCUCCAUCACCCCAAAGACGGUAGCUCUCGCAACUAGAGCUGCGUACGGACCAAUAGUCGCGCAGCACUUCGGGUCGCAAGGACAAGUGCUGGAAGAGUUUGAGAGAACCGUCGAGUUGCACGUGAGUGCAGGCAGCCCGAAGGCUGUUGCACCGGGCUUUCUUAUCCUAUGUGUGUCUCUCAAAAAGAAGGUAUAAUGGGUGCUUUCUAUCUA